Messenger RNA from Sitophilus oryzae (rice weevil), 507 nucleotides. RefSeq lists its product as uncharacterized. The transcript is spliced from 3 exons. The record is from RefSeq and is a predicted model, not a curated record. Lineage: Eukaryota; Metazoa; Arthropoda; Insecta; Coleoptera; Curculionidae. The coding region runs from base 14 to 325 and encodes 103 amino acids.
AGCGACAGACAUCAUGUUUGUUCUCAAAAUUUCUAUAUUGGUGGUACUUCUCGCGCUGACCUCAGCGGAAGAAUCCGAAGAACUGCCCGCUAAAAACAUACAGAAAAGGGGGAUUUUGUUGGAUAUAAUCUCACAAAGCGUGGCUGCGAGGCUCAAGCAAGGGGGAGGUAAAGAAAUACAAGCGCCAUUACUUCAGUGGAAAGAGCCAAGAAGGAUAGAGCUUCAGCUUCAGAAGGGUGAAUACGGUACUACCAGUGUACAAGGAAGGCUGGACCUUGGUGGUGUGAACUAUGCACCUGAACAAAUUAAAGGUAAUUUCUACUGAUACCAAUAGAAGACUCUGAUCCACAAAACAGAGCAUUACAACCCUCAUUCAAUUAGUAUUAUCUUAGUAGUAUUGUACAUUAUUUACUUUAUCUAUAAUGCCUUACUGAUAUCUUAAUAUGUGAGAUAUUACCCAUUGUAUUAUACCUAUCAUACAAUAUAUUAUUGUUGUGUACUAUGAAA